Scheffersomyces stipitis CBS 6054 is the source of this 1067-nucleotide messenger RNA. It is a transcript of the gene PNU1, whose product is annotated as ribonuclease. Gene Ontology annotation, molecular function: RNA endonuclease activity; metal ion binding; single-stranded DNA endonuclease activity. The coding region runs from base 5 to 982 and encodes 325 amino acids. The transcript has a single exon. Gene Ontology annotation, biological process: apoptotic DNA fragmentation. The record is from RefSeq and is a predicted model, not a curated record. Gene Ontology annotation, cellular component: nucleus; mitochondrial inner membrane. NCBI's taxonomy places the organism in Eukaryota, Fungi, Ascomycota, Pichiomycetes, Serinales, Debaryomycetaceae.
CAAGAUGAGUAAAGUUCUUGUUAAUACCUUGGGAUUAGGAACUGUGGGCGUGGCCUCGUUUUUCUGGGGCCGUUCUUCAACUCCAGCUGAUGUUGCUACUGAAAGCAAAACAGAUUCCAAGAAUCUUCCAGCAAUAGUAAAUGGAGGCAACGGGGCUCCAGACAAGGCAUUAUUCAAUCCUGAACUUGUGAAGCCAAGUCAGUUCUUCAAAUACGGCUUUCCUGGCCCUAUUCACGAUUUACAAAACAGAAGUGAAUUUGUCAGUUGCUACAAUAGACAGACUAGAAACCCAUACUGGGUCGUAGAGCAUAUUACCAAGGAGUCAGUGCAAAGGGGCAGCGGAGUAGACCGGAAGAAUUCCGUCUUCAAGGAAGAUGAAGCUAUUCCGGCCAAGUUCAGAAGCAGAUUGAGAGACUUCUUCAGAAGUGGCUACGAUAGGGGACACCAGGCUCCAGCAGCUGACGCUAAGUUCAGCCAAGUUGCUAUGGAUGAAACGUUCUACUUGACCAACAUGUCUCCACAGGUGGGCGAUGGAUUCAACAGAGACUACUGGGCACACUUCGAAGACUUUGCACGUAGAUUGACUAACAGAUACGACAAUGUGCGUAUAAUGACGGGGCCAUUAUUCUUGCCAAAGAGAUGUGACGACGGAAAGUACAGAGUCACCUACGAGGUUAUUGGGUCUCCGCCAAAUGUUGCCGUACCGACCCACUUCUUCAAGUUGAUUGUGGGGGAGAACAACGGUGACGACCGGAUCAGUGUCGGAGCCUUUGUGUUACCCAACGAGCGCAUCGAUAACACCGACGACUUGACCAAAUACCAGGUGCCCGUGGAAGCCUUGGAGAGAUCUACAGGACUAGAGUUGUUGCAGAAGGUUCCUUUCAGCAAGAAGAAGGACUUGUGUCGCGAGGUCAAGUGCGAGAUACUAGUGCGAGAGUUCCCAAAGCAAGCCAAGAAUGUGUUGGCCUUGCCCGGUAAAUAGAUUGCUACGACACAUGCUAGAAACACAUGCGACAUGGCUAAUACAUACUAAAUAGCUACACAUACACAUACUUCGUAAGAGCAAA